This is a messenger RNA of Heterostelium album PN500, 1611 nucleotides long. RefSeq names its product sugar porter family MFS transporter. Gene Ontology annotation, cellular component: membrane. Gene Ontology annotation, biological process: transmembrane transport. NCBI's taxonomy places the organism in Eukaryota, Evosea, Eumycetozoa, Acytosteliales, Acytosteliaceae. The record is from RefSeq and is a predicted model, not a curated record. Bases 1 to 1611 code for a protein of 536 amino acids. Gene Ontology annotation, molecular function: myo-inositol:proton symporter activity. The transcript is spliced from 3 exons.
AUGCUUAGAGAGGGAAUAAUUGUAGGCUCAGAUACACCUAUUCUCGAAUCUAUGGACGACAAUGAAGUACAAAUAGGUGAGGUGCAGUCACUUUUGUUAUCGGACGACAAUAAUAAUAAUAACACUGUAGGUUCUAUCAACGAAUAUUAUAACACUAGUGGUAACAGUUACCAAUGGGUACAACACCAAAACAGUCACAAUCAAAUCAUAGAUCCAAAUCUUUUAGGUUAUGGUGGUCUCAAUAGCGACAACAACAACUACAACAACAACAACAACAAUAAUAAUAAUGGCAAUAAUAGUCCGGUAAUAGUAUCAAAUACCUCUAAAUCCACUGCUCGAUCGCAGUGGCUAUUGUUUUUUACAACCUCGCUGGCAGUGCUAUCGACACUGGAAUUUGGUUAUAAUACAGGUGUAAUAUCACCGACGAUGCCAACGAUGCAAUCGAUCUUCAAAUUUACAACAUCGGAAAAGAGUGCAUUGGUAUCGAUUAUUUUGGUUGGUGCCAUGGUAGGAUCGAUAGGAAGUGGUAUCUUUGUCGACAGAAUCGGAAGAAAGAACACACUGCUUCUCAACAAUCUUUUAUAUAUCUCUGGUCCAUUGCUGACUGCGUUCUCCACCAAUUUUAGUAUGCUCAUGGUUGGACGUAUCAUCACCGGUAUCUCUGUUGGUAUAGCCAGUACUGUAGUGCCAACCUAUAUCUCUGAGAUCGCACCACAACACAUGAGAGGUUCACUUGGUCUGCUACGUCAAAGUACAAUCACAUUAGGUAUCAUGGUUUCAUCGUUGGUUGCAUACGGAUUGAUUCAUCAAGAUAAUGGAUGGCGUUAUACCUUUGGAAUUUCAACAAUACCCUCGAUAUUGCAAAUGGCAUUCUUUUUCUGGUUCUUGGAAACACCGAGAUGGUUGGUUUCCAAAAAUAGAGUCAACGAUGCAUUCCUUACAAUGAAGCGAUUGGAUAGCUCACUUUCUACAGAGGCCGUAAACGCACAGAUCCAAAAGAUCAAGAAUAAUGUAUAUGAACAACAAGGUAGUGAAGGUUGGACUCAACUACUGAAAAAUACUACGAUUUUGGAGGGUGCAGGAUUCGAUAAGGAUACAUCGGUAUUGAUUUCAGCGUUGGUUGGUAUUCCUCAGAUGAUUAUGUUGCUAAUCAGUGUUUGGUUGAUCGAUAGAUUUGGACGUCGUCCACUUUUGUUGUUUGGUCUGAUCGGUCAGAUCGUUGGACUCGGUGUUCUUGGUGGUGCCUUCUGGGGCUAUGGAGAUCAUCCACUUCACUCGACAUCACGUGGUUGGCUUGCUGUUGCGGGUAUGGUCUUUUUCAAGCUGAUGUUCUCUGUUGGACUAGGACCAAUCCCACUUAUUAUCGCUUCCGAGAUUUACCCAUCGAAAAUUCGUGGUAAAGCCGUUUCCAUUGCAUCAAUGUUGAACUGGCUUGCCAAUUUCAUUGUAAAUAUAUCAUUCCUCCAUCUUCUCAAUGCAAUUGGACAGACAUUUACCUAUUGGAUGUUUGGAGGUGUGUCAUUCCUCUGUUUCGUUUUUGUAUUUUUCUUUGUACCCGAGACAAAAGGUGUAUCCAUUGAAGAGCUUUCAAAACGAUUGGUCAAGGAAUAA